AAGAAGAAGAAGAAGAAGAAGAAGAAGAAGAAGAAGAAGAAGAAGAAGAAGAAGAAGAAGAAGAUGCCUUGCCUCAACCUUUCUACGAAUGUCAACCUGGAAGGUAUCGAUACCUCCUCUGUUCUCUCUGAGGCUUCAUCCACCGUUGCCAAGAUCAUCGGCAAGCCAGAGGCCUAUGUGAUGGUUGUGCUGAAGGGAUCAGUACCCAUGUCAUUUGGUGGUAGCGAGCAGCCAGCAGCAUAUGGCGAGUUGGUGUCCAUCGGGGGUCUGAAUCCUGAUGUCAACAAAAAACUGAGUGCUGCAGUUUCUGCAAUUCUUGAGACGAAGUUAUCCGUGCCCAAGUCGAGAUUCUUCCUCAAAUUUUACGACACCAAGGCCCAUCAGAGUCAAGAAUAUGCACAGUGUUUACAUGCUUUACACCAGAACUAGAGAUCAUGGGUCGAACUUCGGAUGGAAUGGCUCCACUUUCUAAAUGUCUACUAUGAGCUGCAUCUGUAGUAUGUCUUAGAACUUCACAACUUUUAUGUGCCGAGAUGUAUAAGAAUUUGGUAUUGCAAACACUUCGUACUUUAUCGACUAUUGUCUGGAUUGACUUAUGGUUAUGAAUCGUGAUCAUGGGAAGAUUUUAAUGCAUACAGCUCUUGCUAUGA
Cucurbita moschata (crookneck pumpkin) is the source of this 650-nucleotide messenger RNA. Its product is annotated as macrophage migration inhibitory factor homolog. The transcript has 7 exons. Lineage: Eukaryota; Viridiplantae; Streptophyta; Magnoliopsida; Cucurbitales; Cucurbitaceae. Gene Ontology annotation, molecular function: phenylpyruvate tautomerase activity. The record is from RefSeq and is a predicted model, not a curated record. Bases 64 to 429 code for a protein of 121 amino acids.